AUGGUUCAGCGGAAUGUGAAUAACAGCAACCAUAGCCACAACCAUAACCAUAAUCACAACAAUGUGUGCAACUGCAAGCACUCUCCCUCCGCCACCUUGGACCUUCUCAUUCUCCUCCUCGUCCUCUUUUCGGGGGCAUUCCUCCUCUCUUCCUAUUUCUCAUACAUCUUCCACUCCCUCUCCCUCCUCCUCCCCUCCCUCCCUCUCUCCUACCUCCUCCCCUUCUUCCUCUUCCUCGCCCUCUCUCUAGCUGCCGCCGACUUCUGCUGUGGCCCCCGAUCCCGCCGCUGUCAGCGCUCCGGGUGUAAGGGCCUCAAAAAGGCCAUGGAGUUCGAUUUGCAGAUUCACCGCUUCGGCUCGGCUCCCUUCCCCGAUGCCUCCGCCGAAAUCGACCGCCUCCCCUGGAAGGGCGGCACCGAGGCCAACCCCGAUUACGAGGGCCUCCGCUCCGAACUCCGCAAGAUGGCUCCUCCUAACGGCCGCGCCCUCUUGCUCUUCCGGGCGCCCUGUGGCUGCCCUGUCGCCAAACUCGAGGCCUCCGGUCCCAAAAAGGGCAAACGCCAUAAGAGGCGACCUCCAAGUGAGUCCUACGAUUCUGGCACAGCAGACUAUUGCAUUGUGGGUUUCAAUGGAAAUGCAGGUGUGACAUGA
Sphenostylis stenocarpa is the source of this 651-nucleotide messenger RNA. The record is from the annotation of a GenBank genome assembly. NCBI's taxonomy places the organism in Eukaryota, Viridiplantae, Streptophyta, Magnoliopsida, Fabales, Fabaceae.